AUGGAUGGAGGCGGCGGCAGCAAAGUCCAGACGUUCGACCCCUUGGCAUUGGUGGGCAGGAAGAAUAAAGGCCGCGCCUCGUCUACCACCAGCAGCAGCGGCACGACGUCUUUAUUGGAGAGACAAGAGAGCUUAGAAGGAGAAUUAGAAGAGGGAGUGUCACUGGAGGGAACGGACGAGAAAGACAACACGAUUUACAAGGCCAUGCUGGUGGUGGUAGCUUUGUUGUGGGGCUCUAACUUCGGCGCGCUCAAAUACUUGGACACCUGCGGUGUGGACGUAUCUUUGCUCACAAGCAUGCGCUUUCUCUUGGCCUCGGUGGCGCUCUUACCCUUCUUAUGGGGGAAAGGAAUGCCGGUCUUGAAGGCGGGGCUGGAGGUGGGCCUGUGGGUCACCCUGGGGUACAUCACGCAGGCGAUCGGCCUGGAAACUACGGAGGCCUCCAAGUCCGCCUUUAUCUGCUCUCUGACCGUGGUGGUGGUGCCGCUCAUCCAAGGUCUGCUGGGCAAGAAGAUCGCGCCCACCACCUGGACCGCCUGCGGCCUGGCCGUCCUCGGUGUCGGGCUCCUGACCUUGCAAGGCGCCACGGGCCCCGUGAUUGGAGACUUGUGGUCUCUAGGCCAGCCUCUGGGGUUCGGUAUCGCCUUCAUGCGCAUCGAGCACUACAUGAAGCAGCUCCCUGGCAAGGCCAUCCCCCUGGCGGCUGCCCAGAUGAUCUCAGUCUUCGGAGUCUCGGCCGUAUGGGCCGCCGUGACGACCGGCAUGUUCCAGAACACGGGAGACCUGAGCAUCCUCUUCGACACGCCCCACUUCCUCUCUCUCCUCUACACGGGCCUGAUUUCGAGCGCCCUGGCUGUGGUGAUCGAGUCGGCGGCCCUGGAAUACGUCUCCUCGGAGGAGACCUCGAUCAUUUUCUCCACGGAACCCCUCUUUGCCGCAGCCACGUCCGCCGUGGUGUUGGGAGAGCGCUUGAAGCCUUCGGGGAUACUGGGUGGGUUCGUGAUCCUUUCCGCCUGCCUGCUUACCCAGGUGGACCUGACCUCUCUGGCCACCGUGCUGCCUAUCCUCUCCCGAGUGGCGGACGAGGGCAGCCAGCGUACGCAGGACUGA
Molecule: messenger RNA, 1110 nt
Organism: Nannochloropsis gaditana CCMP526
Exons: 1
Coding region: 1-1110 (369 amino acids)
Cellular component (GO): membrane
Source: RefSeq, a predicted model, not a curated record